AUGGCGGACGGCGAGGAUGCCCCAAAGAAGCGAACUUUCAAGAAGUACUCAUACCGUGGCAUCGACCUCGACAAACUGCUCGACAUGAGCAACCAGGAUCUCAUGGAGCUCUUUUGCGCGCGCCAGCGUCGAAAGUUCAGCCGCGGGAUCAAGCGCAAGCCGAUCACCGUUCUCAAGAAGUUGCGCAAGGCAAAGCGUGAGACUGCCUACGGGGAGAAGCCGGAGGCAGUGAAGACGCACCUGAGAAACAUGGUCAUCGUGCCACCUGGAUCCGUUUCGGGGAGUGCCGCGUGUGAGGGGCAGGAAGGAUUCACCCGGCCAGAGAUGAUCGGCCCCUUGACCUGGACAAGUCGUGUCGGUAGUCUCGGGGCUCGCGGAAGGGACCGGGAGAUGAUCGGACACUACUUGGGAGAGUUUUCGAUUACCUACAAACCGAUCAAGCACGGCCGCGCGGGGAUGAUGGGCAAGAACUCCCAGUUCGUUCCGCUCAAGUGA
Messenger RNA from Symbiodinium sp. CCMP2592, 495 nucleotides. Lineage: Eukaryota; Dinophyceae; Suessiales; Symbiodiniaceae. The record is from the annotation of a GenBank genome assembly.